Lactuca saligna is the source of this 414-nucleotide messenger RNA. Lineage: Eukaryota; Viridiplantae; Streptophyta; Magnoliopsida; Asterales; Asteraceae. The record is from the annotation of a GenBank genome assembly.
AUGUUUAACUCAUUAUCUCUUAGAUUUGACUUGGAUGACCUUUUGGGUGCGCUUGGUUACCUUGUGCUAGAAAUACUUGCUAUUUCUACAAUGAUAAACUUUGUUUGUCUGGUUUUCCUCGCUUCUACUUGUGGUUGUUUUUGCGGGCCUUUAUCAGGUUGCACGUUUUUCGGAGAGAUGUUUGUUAUUGUUCAUAAAGAUUUUCUUAGAAAUGGUGGGGUGGUACUUGGUGACGUCGUUGCAUUUGGGGUGAACAUUGGAAUUAGAUUGAUUAGGCUAAAAGGUGAGUCACAUUUUCGACGUGAAACUAUUUGCUUGUCUUGCAUGGUGAUUUCGAAUUACAUCAAUGAUGCUACGCAGCUUCCCGGACUAGCGAUUCAUGCACUAGAGAUUCUAUUUGGUGGUGCUACAUAG